Salarias fasciatus (jewelled blenny) is the source of this 3257-nucleotide messenger RNA. Its product is annotated as monoacylglycerol lipase ABHD2-like. The transcript is spliced from 10 exons. Gene Ontology annotation, molecular function: monoacylglycerol lipase activity; acetylesterase activity. Gene Ontology annotation, cellular component: sperm plasma membrane; sperm flagellum. The coding region runs from base 112 to 1437 and encodes 441 amino acids. Gene Ontology annotation, biological process: acylglycerol catabolic process; sperm capacitation; steroid hormone receptor signaling pathway. The record is from RefSeq and is a predicted model, not a curated record. NCBI's taxonomy places the organism in Eukaryota, Metazoa, Chordata, Actinopteri, Blenniiformes, Blenniidae.
GAGGCUGGUCAGUGAGCGUCGCGGCUGUAAACAGUCUGAGCUCCGGGUGGAUCCGACCAGAACCCGGACCGAGGCCAAGGAACGCUGCGCAGGUCUGCCCACACCUCAACAAUGACCAUCCUGGAGGACGGAGACCUGCACACCUUCAGUCAGGAGCUGCCGGCCGUGUUUGACGGUGUGAAGCUGGCAGCCGUGGCGACGGUCCUCUACAUCCUCGUCCGCUGUCUGAACCUGAUGAGUCCCACUGCACCGCCAGAGAUCGUCUACCAGGACACGCUGCUCAGCCGAUACCUACUGAAGUCCUGCCCCAUGCUGACCAAAGAAUACAUUCCUCCCUUGCUCUGGGGGAAGAGCGGUCACCUCCAGACGGCUCUCUACGGCAAGAUGGGUCGUGUCAACACGCCCACGCCGCACGGGGUUCGCAAGUUCCUCCCGAUGCUGCAGGAUGGGGCUACAGCGACCUUCGACCUCUUUGAAGCCCUCGGAGACCACAGCACAGGAGAUGACAUCACCAUGGUAAUCUGCCCUGGGAUUGGUAACCAUAGCGAGAAAAACUACAUUCGGACCUUUGUGGAUUACUCCCAGCAGCAGGGCUACCGCUGCGCCGUCCUCAACCACCUGGGAGCCCUGCCCAACAUGGAGCUCACCUCGCCUCGCAUGUUCACCUGCGGCUGUACGUGGGAGUUUGCGGCCAUGGUGGGCUACAUCAGGCGAGCCUUCCCCCAGACGCUGCUCGUGGUGGUUGGCUUCAGCCUGGGAGGGAACAUUGUCUGCAAGUAUCUGGGGGAGAACCGGUCGAACCAGGAGCGAGUGCUGUGCGGCGUCAGCGUCUGCCAGGGCUACAGCGCCCUCAGAGCUCAGGAGACAUUCUUUCAGUGGGACCAGUGCCGCCGGCUCUACAACUUUGUUUUGGCGAACAGCAUGAAGAAGCUCAUCCUGCCGCACAGGGACAGUCUGCUGAGCCUAAACUCCAGCAGCAUCGCCGACGCAGACCUGAGUCGAGUGUCUGCAGCGACGUCUCUGAUGCAGAUUGACGACAGCAUCAUGAGAAAAUUCCACGGCUACAGCUCGCUGAACGAGUACUAUGAGAAGGAGAGCUGUGUGCACUACAUCCACAAAAUCACCGUGCCCUUACUCCUGGUGAAUUCCUUAGACGACCCGCUGGUUCACCCGUCGCUGCUGGCUGUCCCCCGCUCCCUCACAGAAAAGAUGCCCAAUGUGAUGUUUGCCCUGACCCAGCACGGAGGCCACAUGGGCUUCUUCGAGGGCGCGGUGCUGCUCCCCCAGCGCCUCUCCUGGAUGGACAAGGCCAUCGUGGAGUACGCCGACGCCAUCUGCCACUGGGAGAAGAAGAAGAGGUGGUCGCUCUGUGAGAGGAGCGGCCACGGAGACGCAAACGUCUGCUCGCUGAACACAGAGGCGACGCACAGCGGGUGACCCACACACGUGCGCAUGCACAUGCACGUGCACAACUUCCUGUGUGUGCGCUUGCUUUGCACACACAGGCUUUCCUGGGACAUGUGCGUGAGUUAGACUGAGUGCAAGAGGACGAACCGGGCGGGAAGUGGAAACACCGCAGCAGAAGAUUCCCUCUGCUGAGCUGCUUCCUCCUCUUUCGUUUAGCUUCUAGUCAAACGGCGGCUCGCCCUCUGCAGGCUGCUGCUUCUGCAGGUUUAGCAGCAGGCUGAACGAAGCGCGGCGAGAGGCGUGAAUAUGUCCUAUGAAUUCAGUCAAGGAAGAAGAAAUCUACCGAGUCAUCCAAGUGGAUUCUGUUCAUCCAUAUAAAACUCUCUGACGGCCUCGCCAGGACUCAAGUGCCUUGAUAUGAAUGCUAAUGCCUGUAAUAGUUUUGGUUUCUGAUCCCAGAACACUAAUUCCAUGGUUUAGCAUGUUGCUCAUGUGGGCAGACUGAAACUCACCGUAUCUUACCAGAAGUGCCCGUUUGACACUUUGCACAUUAGUUGGCAAGUGAUUAAUGCCACAGCUUCCUGUUUCUUGUCAUGCAGUGAUUAAAAUCCUCUCUCCGAAAUGAAACUGUUAAUUACAAGAUAAAUGUUCUGACAGAUUUCGUUUUUAUCUCAGCUCGGUGAUAUUUUAAUUUCCUCUAAAUGAGAAGUAUUGCAGGAGAUUUCGGCUCUCAGAGCAAGAGGACAGUUUUCUUUUAGAUUUUCUGCAGAAGCCUUCCUUUGAAAGCGAACCUUCUUUGCUGUUUUUGUUUUUAAGGAAACAAGACUUCCCAGCUUUCAGCAGAGUAUCGAUGUCACUUGCUUAGUCUGGAGCUCCUGCAAUAUCCAUGACCUUCACUGUUCUGAAACAAGCUUUUUGUGACUGAUUGUUGUUUUUUUCACUGCAACUCUUCAACAGGGCUUGAAGGAUUAUUUGUUAAAAGGACUUUUAGUUGUAUUUAUUUGUGAUAGGGUGAUCAUUUUCGUGUCUGUGGUUCACAUGAGCGCUGAACUGUGUUAGCUCUGUUUUGACCACCUUUGUUCAGUCACAUCACUAAAACAUGAAAUGGACUUUUUUUAGUAAGCCCGAUGAGCGCUUGAUUUGUGUGUUUCUAUCAGAUAAGGUGUCAUUUCCAGUUUCCCCUUUCUGUGCAGCGGACCAUCAGCUUUCAUAACCAAAUGAGUCAGGGCUUGAGAAUUUGUUAAAGCGGUUUAAAACCUGUAAAACUGAGCGAACGGAGCUGCGGAUUUUCUUUUAUUUAACUGGAACAUUGGCACUUUAUGGCAGGCAGCUGUAACAUCCUCCAAACACGGCAUCAUUCCUCCAGGAGCUGCUCCACCGUGCCUUAAAGCUGCACACAACAGUACAUCGAAGCUGCUGUUUACACUGGUUAUUGCUGCAGAGCAGCUCCGAUAAGUCUGUUAUCCAGGCCAGGAAAAAAAAAAAUACAAGAACUGGGUCAAACUGUAUUUUCACAUACUUUAACUGGAAAACGAUAAAACUCUGCACUAACACGAGGUGUGAAGCUGUUGUGCAGAAACGGCUUCUCUGGCCUGCGGUUUGGUUCAUGGUGGCGUUCAGAGCUGUCUGUGGCGUGCGUGACUCACAACUUCCUCUGAGGAAGAUCCUGUCAGGUGUUGCUGAAAAGCAGCGGCCUCCUCCCUGUAUUUUGAACCUCUGGUACUCAAGUUCAAACGAAUGUAACUUAUCAACCAUGAAACACACACCCUGUUAACGUGCCACUUCUCCAAUAGUUCCUAUUGCCUGACUUUUCUCCGCACUUUAAUAAAUACAUGUCUGUUUUGCACAAA